Molecule: messenger RNA, 975 nt
Organism: Penicillium canariense
Lineage: Eukaryota; Fungi; Ascomycota; Eurotiomycetes; Eurotiales; Aspergillaceae
Exons: 3
Coding region: 1-975 (324 amino acids)
Source: RefSeq, a predicted model, not a curated record
AUGCCAGUGGAAUGGGCGCGAUGGGCCUUUCGCGCAACGGGUCUCGCCAUCGCAGGAGGGAAGAAAGCAGUCGAAACGGAUGACCUCGUAUACCAAAACACGGCGUCCCUCGGCGAUGCAGAAACAGAAAAUUUCGUCGGGUGGUCGGGUGGAUUGGCCACAGCCAGCGAUAUCCAGGAACAAGACGAGGUCGGGCCUCUCGGCCAGACAGCCACGGCGGCGGUGGGGCUUGACGUGUCGCGCCCAUCUCAUAGGCCGGCUGGAUGGCGCCAAUGUGGAACACGUCAAACGAUCCAUGCAGGUCCAGGGUGCACCGGUCAGAUUGGGAACGGCAAGGGCAAGGGUAAGGGCAAUGGCAAAUGGCAAUGGCAAUGGCAAUGCUGGCAAGCGCACCAGAAUGCUGCUCACACUGGUAGUUUCUCCAGGCCCGAUGGACUCAUCUCGUGGGUUCGGUUGAGCCUGAACGGCGUGAUUCUAUAUUGGGAGUAUUGGAGUCUUUGUUCAAUGGUUCGCAUGGUCCCCGAGCGAGUCAAAAGACGUGUCCGUGCCGCCAUGCUGCCGAGGCCAGAUGCCCUGGGCAAGACUUGCCCUCGCGAGUCGGGAGAAGGUUCUUUCGCCGCUUCUAUCGUUGGGGAGAACCGCGGGAUGCUGGCGGGAACUCUCACGCACUGCCAGCUGUUCGCCUCACGCACCAGUCCACACGGGACGUACCGACUCGCGAACUAUGCGCAGAACGUGACUCACCAGAUGCGCUGGACCUCACAGCUUCCCCGAGACCAACCAGACCACCAGACCACCAGACACAUCCAUUCUGGAUUCUCAUCACACCGCAAAAUCAACGGGCUGUUCAUGAUGCUGUUCAUGAUGCUGUUCAUGAUGCCCCUGGCCACGCUGGCCACAGACCGUCGAAUAUACCCCCUGGUCGCACGGUAUACCUCCAUUGGGCCCUGGAGUGCCUCGUACGGAGUACAGUAG